Serpula lacrymans var. lacrymans S7.9 is the source of this 1645-nucleotide messenger RNA. RefSeq lists its product as uncharacterized. The record is from RefSeq and is a predicted model, not a curated record. Bases 1 to 1578 code for a protein of 525 amino acids. Lineage: Eukaryota; Fungi; Basidiomycota; Agaricomycetes; Boletales; Serpulaceae. Gene Ontology annotation, molecular function: protein binding. The transcript has 4 exons.
AUGGUUUAUUAUCGUACGCCCUCGUCGUCUGCGAACCCAUCGCCGUCCUCUUCACCAGCGUUCGGUCCUGUUGAUUCAUCGCCCUUAUCUUCUCCAAGUUUACAACCAAUAGUCCUCGAUUCACCCCCAGCUACACCUGGACAUGUCUUGCACCCCUUCGCAGCCUCUACUAAAGCAAACAGGCGUCCUCCCCAGUACGAGAAGAAGCUGGAAACACCUCCGGUAACUCCACCGCAGGCUUUCACUUCCAAACCGUCACUAGGAUAUUACCGUGUCCCCAAGCUUACACAUAAGAGUGAAGAUGAUGACUUCUUCCGUGGUAAUGGUUCUCCUAUAAGUAGCUCCUUUUCUCGUCAGGUAUCACGCAACUUAAGCCGUGAGGAACAAAUAUGGGAUGACGCUCUCGAGAAGCCUUUCAGCACGGGUAUCGGUGCCAUUGACCUCAGUAAUCAACAAUUGACAUAUAUCCCUCCGUCAAUUGCUGACCUUUCCAACUUUUUCAACACAUCCGAGAAAUCGGAGCAGGUAAACAUCGUCGAUGCAACCGCAGUUCGCUCCUUCUCUCGUGUCAGCACUGGGACAGAGAGUAGCUCGUCUCGUACUCGUUCGUUCGGAAGAAUAAAGUCCAUUGUCGAAUCUGGGAAAGAAAGGCAUGAACUCCAGCUCUACCUUUCCGGAAAUCAAAUCAGCAAUCUACCCCGCGAACUAUUUUCUCUUCAAAAGAUGACUGUUCUUAUUCUUCGCGGAAACCUUCUUACAUCUAUUCCGUCAGAUAUAUCUCAUCUUUCGAGCUUACGCGAGCUCAACAUAUCCAACAACAAGCUCACAUAUCUUCCAUCCGAGCUUUGUGAGAUGCCUGCUCUAGAUAAACUGUAUCUGAACCCGAACCCAUUUCUCCAAGAGCCUUCUCGUUCUGUCACGCAUCGAAAAGAAGAAUUAGCAAGGCCCCCAACUACUGCCGUCUCUUCUGCCUCUGUUUUCGUACCUUCCAUCCCGCCUUUAAGCGAAAUGUGCUAUCGCAAGCUUCUCACACCAAUCAGUAGUUUUGCUACUACACCCACUGUUCUUUCAGAAUAUUAUGGUGUCCCGCUUUCUGAAUGGUGGGAAGAUUGUAUCCCCUCUAAUAUCCGAGAGACGCUGGGGGCAUGCGUACCAGGAACCUUCAAACCCCACAUCUCAUUAUCGCCCACCUCGAGUCCUUCUCAUGUCCGUUCUCGCAAGCAGUCGCCUUACGUUAGCGUCGGUGUAUGUCCUAAUCCUAAGCACCGGGGCAGCGUGUUCAUAAAGCAUGCCGAAGAAAGGUUCACAUGGGAGAGGGUCAUCAGUGGCGUUGACGUCGGAGGCUCAGUCCCCGUGCGAUGGCGUGGCUGCCUACGGGGUUGUCUAGACUUUUUGGUGCAAAAUGACGAAAACGCUGUUGAAGCUGAGAAUUCUCCUGCGAGUGGCCACGAUGCGGACACGGAGUUAAACUCAGAGUCGGAUGUAGAUUCCCUGAUGGCGGUCGACGACGAGAUGGAUGCGAUUCAGGUGGUAAAGCUGGAUGGAAAUAUGCUCGCUAUGGAUGAGUUUGAAGAUUGAUUUUGGUGGAGCGGGCUGUUGCAUUCGUCUGCUUGCGAGGGAGUCUUUCAACCGGACGCGUCAAUGU